UAUUUGGCAACCUAUAACCUAACCUAUAAAAAAUUUCACAACCUAAUCCUAACCUAACCUAUGGAUUCGACAACCUAAUCCUAACCUAACCAUUGAAAAAAAAAAUAGAACAACCUAUAACCUAACCGAGCCUAUAACUUUUGCAACCUAAUCCUAACCUAACCUAUAGGUUAGGUUAGGUUAGGAUCAACCUGCAGGGCUCUGGUGUAUAUAUAUAUAUGACUCUAGUUCAGUUUAUUCUUUAUACUUCAGUUGGUUUUAAUCCAGAAUUUGUAGAAGAACUACUGUAAGACUCACAAGAUGUCGAUCUACUCACAGAUAUAAAAAAAGUCCAAUACUCCCGCAGAGCAGAAAAUUCUUUUUCUUCCAGUGACAUCAAAAUCUAUCGUGAACCAUUUAUUAAAACAACUUGCACACCAUUCUAGCAGAAUUCAAAAAAAUUACAUUCUACCUAGUAUCUUCCAUAUUCUUCCCGAAUAAAACAUUCUUGACAUCAAGGAAAAAAACAGCUCGAAUAACGUUCAUUUCGACAACCUGCACUUCAACACGUUUUUUUUACUGCAAAGAAAAACAGACCUUUAUUGAUAACCUCUUUUUGGUACAAUUUCGUCUCUUGUGAAAAUAAUCUCUUCCUAUUGAAAUGAUGUAUACGACUGUUCAUAGAGUAUUUUAUUCAGCUUUUCACUGACUAGUUUUCAUAUCAAGGUUUGUGUGAAACCUAUGCUAGGUUUUUCAAAAAUAUUCUUUUCUAACAACGACGUCCUCUGAUGGAAUCUUAAAAUAAUCAACGUUUAAAAACGUAUUUUGAGCUUAUUUUCUAUAAGAACAACUGGAAAAUGUGGCCAAACGUCUUUUCUACAAUAGUCGCGUCAAAAUAAGCAAAAAAAAACGAGGGCCAUUGUCUUAUGAAGUUAACCCACUCCUUUCAUUCAUUUCUCUUCACUAAACAUCUGAACUUGCGCAUAUCCUCGUAUAAACUUUUUUUCCGCGUGUGAUAAUUUUCUUUUUAUUUAUUUUGCUUUGUUCUUGUCCGCCGGCUCAUGUUUGAUUCUCGAUGGUGUUGACGUAGAUGACGAGGAUGUUUGGGACAACGGUUGUGCCAGUGUUUCGUUGUUAACAUCUUCCAUUUUAUUCGUACUCGGAGUAGAUUCCUCCACUUCUGGCAAACUUUACAUCGUUGGAAUCAGCGUGAAAACUGCAUCUGGCGAUGUGUAUCUCGUCACUGGUAUCCUAUAACGUGGUAAAUAUCAUAUGGAUUUAACCAUGUGUUUAACAAAGCGUUUGCUUCAUUUUCGGACCCUGAUGUGCGUUUCCUCUUCCCACUGUUUUUGUUUCCUUCGCUCUGUGUGCUUGAUGACAUUUUUGAUCAAAGAAAUGAUCUGCAAAACACUUAAAUGAACAACUAUUCUUUAAAAAUAUUUAAAAAGCUCGUGGCUAUAAAUGAAGAUAUAUGCCUAAGACAGGCUAGAUGCAGUGCAAGUGAGGGCUGUACUUAUUCACUAACUGCACGUUUAGAAACUUUUAAUAUUCAUUUUGAACGCCUUAAUCGAAAGAAUUUUGUGAUGGAAAAGAAGACAAUGAGCAGAUAAGUAGGCCUGAAUAAUCGCGAUUAACUAAUCACGAUUAGCUGAAUCGUGAUUAAGGCUGUGGUGUGACCCUAGUGAUAGUAUAUAACUUGUUAGAAGGUGUAGCCAAGAUUUUUAGGCCACCCCGUUUGCCAUCACUUCGGGUACGAAAGUACGAAUAGCUUUUUAUGGAACUUUGCUUUGUUUCCUGAGUAAUUUUAUGUUCCGCAUUGGCUAUUGCCAUUUCCAGGCAUGUGACACAAGGAGCUGUUGACACACUCGACAAGAAUUUCAACCGACAUUUGAGCAAUGCUGGAAUUACACUCUCGCUCAAAAGAUUCAAAUUGUAGUCUCUUGUUUUGACAGGCAUCUCGAUCAACGGGGGAGGUGGGAAGGGAAAACGGCUGGUUAGUGACAGUGAGUGAAUAAACAACAUUCCUGAAUAGAGUUCAAAAACUUGACAAUCUAGUAGAUGGAAGAUUGAUGUAAGAAAAGUACUGUAAGGAAAGUGCAAAUGUCAGUUGACGUCCUUUUUAACGCUCCUAGGAGGUGCAAUACCCAUCCUUUAUUGUUUCUAAGAAAAAUCGGCUCUUUCCAAAACUGAGCAAGUGUUUUCUCAGCAUUGUUUCCAGUUUUAACUUCAAACACGUGAAAAUAGGAUUUCUUAGGUGAGGGAUAUUGCAGAAUCCAAUGAAAUAAUUCUCAAGACCUCCAGCUGAUAUUUGGAAAAUCGGUUUUCCAGAUAAUAUCUGGAAAUUUAUUUUCACUCAAGAUUGUUAACGAUGAUAGAGAAAGAAUUUUUCAUCAAAAUUAGACCUCUCCGAGGUUUCUGAAACCUCGACCCGAAUUAACAGGUUUUAAAUACGAUUCUCAGUGCUCUCUACUUCAAGCUUAAAUAUUUCUUAAAAAGUGAACUCAAACUAAAAUAGCGAAAAGAUUCUAAAACCUCGGCACCUAAAAAAGUCGAUGUAAUUCUUCAGAUUAAAAACAUGCAGAAGUUUAGCUGUUCUAACGGACUUCCUGUUUCAAAAUACCGUUUUUCGAUAUCUCAUACCUUUUUAUAAUUUAAUCUGGGUAGAGUUCCCGCAAAUAACCAUAAAAACUGUUAAGUGUUUCUUUUUAGUACCAGCAAUAAAGCCACAAAAAAGAACCAAAAAGUUUUCACCACCAAAUAAACUUUGGAGUCCAUGGCGAGCAAGUAGUUUUACCGAAUAUUUGGAAACUGAAGGUAAAUUAACAAUUGAAAUCGAACAAGGCGAUGAAGCGAUACCAUUUGAAAUAUUGUUGUCAGUUAAUAAAUAUCCAAAAGAAAAUACGUAUUCGAUUUUGUUAAGUGUUAGUGAAAGACAAGUAAAAAUCAGCAAAAUAUUAAAUAAUUUUAAAAUACUACUAAAUCAAUCUACAGUAAAUAAUAGUCUGUUACAUUUGAAUGAUGGUCAACACAAAUAUUGGCUGAGUAUAGAUUCGGAAAGUCUACUUGUUAAAUAUGGUCAGGGUGAAGCUAGAGAUAGAAUGACAAUGAUAAAAUGUGAUUUAAAUGAGGAAGAAUCAAAUUUACUAAGAGAAAUCCGAUAUGUACAUAUUAAAUUAGAUGAUAAAAAUCCGGAUUUAGAUAAAUAUGAAGAUAAAAUUAGAAUAAAAUUAGGUAAAGAUCCAGUAUUAAAUGAUCCACCGCUCUUUAUAAAACCAACAGGACUAGCGUUAGGAAAAAUGUUGCAGUUUCGUUAUCGCCGAACAGCGGAAGUAGAAAAUGAUCAUAGGGAUAGUUUGUUAAUAACUCAAUUAGCCGAUAUAUGUCAAAUGUUGUAUCAUGAUAUUAUUCAGUGGCAAUUGGAUAAUAACGAAUUUUCACAAUUCAGUGAAGCAAUUGAAGAAAGUAUAAAUAAUCCACAAGGAUGGAUAUAUCAAAAAUUAGAAAUGAAAUUUAAAACAUCAACAUAUAAAAACAUAAAUGAAACAUAUCUAAAGAUCCCAGUAAGAUCUAGUAUAACUGACAGUGAUGUUCCAUUUAUAUUAGAAAUUUGGCCGCCAGGGCACUAUAGUAAAAUUCAUGCUCAUAGUAGAUCCUACGGUAUCAUGCGUAAUCUGUACGGUGAAGCUAAUGUUGAAUUGUAUUCGUCACUCAGUGUUAAACAUCAAAAAAGAUUUGCUCAAGCUAUUUUGAAGCAAGGUGAUGUUACAUGGCUAGCACCUGGUUUUAAUCAAAUACACAAGAUAAUAAAUCCGUCAUCACACAAACCAUUAAUAAUAAUACAAGCGUAUCAAGAUCAGGAUGAAAAUGUUAUUAAUAACUAUGAAUAUUGUGAUUAUAUAUCAAGUAAUGGGAAAUUAAAAAAAAAUUUUGUUCCAAAAUCUGAUAUUAUAUAUGAUGAUUUUAAACAAAUCAUGUUGCAUGAAUGGAAAAACAACCACGAUCAAAAAUUUCGACGGGCAUCAGAAGCCAGAGGAAUGUUUCAAAAGAGCCUAAAACAUUUAUGUUUUGAAGAGUAUGCUUUUCUCUAUAUUCCAGGAUGUCUAAUCUGGUCUUCAGAUCAAAAACCAAAUUUGAACAGUAGCAGUAGUAGGCCGUAG
Molecule: messenger RNA, 4136 nt
Organism: Didymodactylos carnosus
Lineage: Eukaryota; Metazoa; Rotifera; Eurotatoria; Philodinida; Philodinidae
Source: the annotation of a GenBank genome assembly